UAACCGAGACAGUCGUAUUUAACUUUCUGGAAACAAUAUUAUUGAAUUAUUAUUCUCCUAAAACCGGUUUAAUUUUGAAUCCUGCCACAGGUGACGAAGAAACAAUUCAGGAAGCUAUUGAUAAUAAGUUGAUUGACCCAGAAAGUACUAAAAUUAAAGAUGAUCAACAAAGAAAAAUAAUCGGAAUAAAAGAGGCAAUUGACACGAACUUGUUAGAUACCGAAAAGGGAGUCCUGACUCAUCCGUAUCUUACAUUAGACCAAGCUUAUAACAAAGGCUACAUUUUAAGUACGAUUUUGCCAUGGUCGCUUCAAGAAACAUUAGCCCAAAAAGUAUACGAUCCCCUUACCGGUUUAUUCGUUAUUAACAAUUACUCGCUAACUUUAGAAGAAGCCAUAAAUGAAAAUUUCAUAAAUCAGAACGUUUUAACAAUUAAAGACCCUUGUACAAAUGACAUUUUAACACUUAAAGAUGCCAUUAAAAUAAAUAUUAUUGAUCCUAAGAAAGGUGUCGUGUAUGAACCUGGAAGUAAACUUGAACUUAACUUAUACGAUGCUCAAGAUCGAGGAAUUAUAGUUCCUUACAAAAAUCAACUUAGUUUACCAGAAGCAGUUUGCAAAGGCUUCUAUGACCCAAAAACAGGCAAAUUUAUUAAUCCUAAAACAAAACAGAAAUAUAGAACAGAUCCUGCUAUUCGCAGAGGUUAUCUGGAUCCGUCAUCUACGUUAGUGACAAUCGAUGAAAAUGUUUACACAUUCGAUCAAGCUGUAGAAGGAGGUCUUAUAGAUACAAACGAAGGUCGAAUAGUUCUCGACAAGCAGCGAACGUUUGACUUUAGUGAAGGUUUCGAAAAAGGACUUUUAGUAGAAGUUAAGCCUCCUGUUUCUUUAAGUGAAGCUUUGCUAAAACUGUAUCAUCCCGAAACACGACUCUUUUUAGAUCCUCAAACAGGCUAUUACGUAACUCUCAUUGAAGCCAUUGAACUAAACAUAAUUGAUCCAGAAAAUGUACACGUUAAGGAAACAAGAUUAGGUGUGUGGAAAAAGUUGACUUUAAUGGAUGCGAUUCAUAAUAAUACUGUUAAUGGUGAAACUGCUUUGGUUAAAGUGUUUUCAAAAGGUGAACCUUUUGAAAUAACAUUACAGGAAGCCUUAGACACAGGAAUUCUAAUAGACAACCGAGCUGCUAUAUCUCUUCAACGGGCUAUUCAUCAGGGUUUAUAUGAUGAAAGAAGUGGUAAAUUUAUAGAUCCCGAAAAUCAACGAAAAAUUACUCUUCAUGAAGCGGUUAGAAAAUUUAUUGUUAAUCCUCUUCUACCUUGUUACUUUGAUAAAAGACAAAAUAAAGUUUUAAAUACGAGUGAAACGUGCAGACUUGGUAUUAUCGACAAACGUAACGGUACUUUUAAAUUUCCUUUAACUGGACGGACCAUAAAUUUAAACGAAGCUUUGAACAUUGGCGCGAUUAUUGAUAUUGAAAAUACUAAUUUUGAUCUUUAUCAAAUUCUUGAGUUUGGAUUUUAUGAUGAACAUUCGAAUAUGCUAAUACAUCCGGCUACAGGAAAAAAACACAAUAUAAAUAGUGCUUGUUCUCAAGAAUUAAUUAACCCCUUUAUUUCUAUUAUAAAAAACACAGAUAAUAAAUAUAUCUCUCUAAAUGAUGCGUUACAGAUCAAAUUAAUUGACGGAGAGCAAAAUAUUUAUAGAUUACCAAAUAAUAAACCAAUUUCUCUUAAUGAAGCUAAAGAAAAAGGUUUAAUAGUUACUUCUUCUAAACCAAUAAGUAUUAAUGUAGCAAUAAAAAAUCUUUUCUAUAGGCCUGAUACCGGAAAAUUUGUUAAUCCAUCGACAGGGCAGUUUUUAAAUCUUAGGCAAGCAAUAGAAAGUGGUUUUAUUAGUCAAAAAACAACCCAGUAUAAGGAUACUACUAACGAUGAAAUUAAGUCACUUAUUUCCGGUAUCAAUAAUGGAAAUAUUGAUGUUGAGAAAGGGAAAGUAUUGGAUACGAAAUCUAAACUUACCUAUUCCUACGACAAGGCUUUAGAAAGUGGGCUGCUUAUUAAUGUUGACGACUUAGAUUUUGAUGAAAUAACUGAAAAAAUGGUUAGCAGCUUAGACAAACCAAAAGAAAUAAAACAGGCUGAAGAAUAUUCUGUUGAAGAUGCAAUUAAACUGCAAUUGUUGGACCCACAAGUAGCAGUAAUUAAAGAUCCCCGUUCUAAUAAAUUCAUAACUAUUGAAGAAGCAAUAAGCUCAGAAUUGGUAAAUAUUAAGAAGUGUCUCACUUUUGAAAUUCAAACAACGAAACUUAAAUCUCUUAUAUUAAUAUAUAAUAGCGAUACACCAAUUUACUUAAAAGAACCUCUAAGCUUUGAUAGUGCUUUAGAAUUAGGUUACUUGGAUGUAAAAACUAGUAAAUUUACAGAUCCACAAUCCAACAAUAUUCUUACUCUUAAAGAAUCAAUCACUCUUGGUUAUAUAGAUCCAGAUUCGGCAUUAAUUAAAGAUGGAGAUAAAAAGAAACUAGUAAAACUUCCUGAAAGCUUUAGAAAAGGCUUAAUUGAUGCGGAGAAAGGAAAUAUUUUGGACUCAUCUACAUCAAAACUGUACACUUUAUCAAAUGCGAUAGAUAGUGGAUUAUUAAUAACUCCUAGCCGAGGAUUUACUCUCAUUGAAACUAUAGUUUUUGGACUAUAUAAUCCCACAACGGGUUGCUUCGUUAAUCCGUUUAUAUCGACAAAUAUCUUAAACAGAAAACGUUUAACAUUACUUGAGGCGAUAGAAAUCAAUUUAAUUGAUCCGUCACUUACUGUAAUAAAAGACACUGAAACUGGUGAUGUGGCGUCUUUAUGUGUAUCAAUCGAUAACAAUUUAGUAGAUGCAAUUGGAGGAAAGUUGGACGAUCGCGUUGAAAAAAAGCAAAUCGAUUUUGUUAAAGCUCUUGAUAAAGGUUUAAUUCUUCCAGCAGAGCAAAGGCAAGCUGUUGAAGAGAAGUACAAACUUUGUGAUGAAACUUUAGCGAAACUUCUCAAAUGGAUUGAAGAAAUAGAAAACAGAAUAUCAGCCCAAGAUGCUGCUCAUGAAGUAGAAGAGGAACUCCGAAAUCAAAUUAAUACUCUAAAACAAAUUAAGGAUGAUCUAGAUCAACAUGCAAGUCAUUUGUCACAUUGCAGUGAUCAAGUGCGACAAUUAGUACUAACAGGCGGUGAUGUUCUUUCUAAAGGAGAAAUAUCAACGUUAGAGAAAAGCAGUCGUAAUUUAAAAACACGUUAUGAUAAAGCAGUUGAUCGUACAGAGAAAUUAUUAAGACGUCUAUUUUCUGCUAAAGAUGAGCUUUCUAAAUUAACAAGUGAAUUAAAUACCUUUUCGACGUGGUUAGAUAGAGCCCGACGAGUUUUAGAAGAUAAAGAGAGAGGUUUAAGCGAUUUACACCGACUGGACUCCAGUGCUGAUAGCAUCAGAGAAUUUGUAUCAGAUGUCAUUGCUCACCAAGCUGACUUGAGAUUUAUAACAAUGUCUGCACAAAAGUUCUUUGAUGAAUGCAAGGAAUAUUUACACAUUCUUAACGAUUUUCGUACUUCACUUCCUUCUCGUUUAUCUCACAUUGAACCACAUUCAUCUCAAGAUUCCCCUGUCCGUAGUCAAGUAUCACUAGUGACUCAAAGAUAUCGUGAUCUGUUACAUAGAGCUAACAACUUGCAAGACCGUUUGUCUGGUGUUGGUAAUCGUAGAAGAGAAUAUAACGAUGCUUUAGAUAAGGCGAUAGAAUGGAUGAAAGAUGCUGAACCAAGAGCCUUGAGAAUCUUAAACGAGCCUAUAGCAGAAGACCCAAAAUCUGUUGAAGAUCAGCUGAAUAGAGCUAAAGUGCUUAAUAAUGAAUUUGUAGCCAAUAGUAAACUCAUAGAUACUGCUAAGCAGGCAACCGAUUCUCUAUUACAUUCCAUGGAAGGGCAAAUAUCUCCUUCUGAAAUUUCAGCUAUAGAGCAACCUGUCAUAGAACUGGACAAUAAAUAUAAAAAAUUAAGUGGAGCUCUAACUGAAAGAUGCCAAGAGUUAGAUACAGCUUUGGUGCAAUCUCAAGGAGUACAAGAUGCAUUGGACUCAAUAGUUUCGUGGCUUAAUUCUGCUGAGAGUCAAUUUAAAAACAUGGUAAAACCUGCAAGUUUAAUUAAAGAACGUUUGGAUGAACAACUUCGAGAACACCGCGUUUUCCAAUCAGAUAUAGACACACAUAUUUCUUCAAUUGAUUCUGUAUAUUUAUCAGCAAAUGAGCUGAUUGCAUCCACCAGCAAUGCUAGAGUUGCUAAAAAAAUUGAAACCAAAUUGAACGAUGUGAAAUCACGUUUUGAAAAAUUAUUUGACCGUGUACAAAAACGUGGAGUCUUUUUAGAAGACAUCAAUGGCAAUUUGACUGUCUUUAAUAAUCAAGCAACUAAAUUUGAACAAUGGUAUGCAAGUGUAUUAGAAAUAAUUGACUCUCAGGAUCUUCUUAAAGUUUCGCCUGAAGAACAUGCACGACAUAUGAAGGAAAUAGCUGUUAAUUUACACAAAAAUCAAAAUAUGUACGAAGACACAAUAAAAAUUGGAAAAGAUUUAAUUAAUCAACGAGAUGUUACUGACACUCCUCCAGUUCGUGAUCGAAUUAAAGCUAUGGAAACUCAAUGGCGAGAACUUAAUACACUUCUUGAUGAAAAACAUAAAUUAAAUAAACGAAAGGUUGAACACCUUAAUGCAUAUGAAUCGCUUAGAGAACAGGUUACGGUGUGGUUGGCAAAAAUGGAACAGAAAGUUGCUCGUUUAGAUACUGUAGCCGUUGAAAUGGAAGCAUUAAAGCGCCAAAGUGAAGAAUUAAAACCCAUUUCUAAGGAAUAUAGAGAUUUUGCCACAACGAUUGAUACAAUUAAUGAUGUUGGAUCUUCGUAUGAUUCACUUAUUCGAGGAGAAAUUCAAGAAUCUCCUAAAAGAAAAUCUCAAGUUUAUAGUCCAACUAAAAGAACAUCUGUUACUCCUACGUCAAUGCGACGUGGUUCCCAUGAUGGCCGUUCUCCAUCGCCCAGCAAGGGUCUUUCCAUUCAGUCUCCUUUAUCUCCGGGUGGCUCCAGUGGUUUUUCUUCAAGAAGGUCUAGUCAAGAUGGUUUCCAUUUAGAAGAGCUUACUCCUAUUCAACAUCAACUCUCUGAAAUUAAUAAUAGAUACAAUCUAUUAGGCAUUAAAAUUAAUGAUCGUCAGUCAGAAAUAGAAUCAACUAAGGAAGAAUUAAAAAAGCAGCUCGAUAAUCUGAGAACAUUAAAUGCAUUCUUAGAUAGAAUUCAAAGACAAUUACCAAAAUCUUCUGUUCCUAGCAGCAAGGAUGAAGCUGACAAGACCGUUAAACAAAUUAGACAAGUAAUUGAAGAAAUAUACGAAAAACAAUCGCUUCUUGAUUCUACAAAAAUACAGAUUAAAGAUAUGUUAAAAAGAAAGCCAAAUGCAUACGGUUCCGAUUUAUUAAAUGGGGAACUUCAACAAGUUGUAACAAAAUGGAAAACUCUAAACGAUGGUUGCAAGGAUAGAAUUAAGUUCCUAGAAGACAUGAAAGAAUUCCACGACACUUACGAAUCUAUGUCAUCUUGGUUAUCUUCAAAGGAACGAAUGUUGACUGUUCUUGGACCAAUCUCUAGCGAUUCACGUAUGGUUCAAUCACAAGUACAACAAGUUCAAGUUUUAAGAGAGGAAUUCAGAUCUCAACAACCACAAAUGCAACACCUUUUGAACGUUGGUGAAGCUGUAUUGACGUACUUGACUUUAAAUUCCCCUGAGGGUCAGAAAAUCGAUAAGAAAUUAGAAAAUAUCCAACAGAGAUGGGCUGCCUUAUUAGGUAAACUAGAAGACCGUGCUAACUCACUUGGAGCAGCUGCAGAUACAAGCCGUGAAUUUGAUGCUCAGUAUACCCGUUUGCAUGAUGCUUUACAAGCUAUUUCUGAUAGUUUGAAUGAUUUACCAACCGAUAAAGAACCUGAAGAACAGUUGCGAAAGGUCGAAAAUCUUGAAAGACAAUUGGAUGGUCAAAGACAUCUUUUAACAGAUUUAGAAGCAGCAGGUGCUCAAUUAUCUGAAGUCCUCAGUGAUCCUGCAUCAAAAGCCGAUAUUCAAUCAAAACUUGGCACCAUAGAUAAACAAUAUAAAAACUUACAAAAAAAAUUGGGAAAUAAGAAAGCUGAAAUUGAAGGUUCUUUAAGAGACGGGCGUCAGUUCCAAGAAUCUUGUGCUAAAACACUUGGUUGGUUGUCAGACGAACUUAGCUUAUUAUCGGAACGUUUACUUGUAUCAGCUAAUAAAGAUAUUUUGGAACAGCAACUAUUCCAUCACGAACCAAUUUAUCGCGACGUUUUAGGUAGAGAACAUGAAAUUAUUAUGUUAUUGAAUAAAGGAAAAGAUGUGCUUUCUCGAAAUCCAAAUGUUGACAAUCGAUCAUUACAAAGAGAGCUUGACAAAAUACAACAAAACUGGGAAAAAUUACGCAGAGAAACAGUUGAUAGACAUACAAGACUGCAAACUUGUAUGGAACAUUGUCGAAAAUACUAUAAAGCUUUAGAAGCCCUUUUGCCAUGGCUUCGACAAGCCGAAGAUAAAUUAGAUUCAUUAAAACCAUCGUCGUUUAAGCGAAAACAUAUUGAAAAGCAACUUAAAGAAUUACAGGCUUUCCGAAAUGAUGUUUGGAAAAAAUCCGGAGAAUAUGAAAAUACUCGUUCACUAGGUGAAACUUUCUUAACCUCAUGUGAUACUGAUAAAGAUGUAGUAAAGAAUGAAUUGUCAUCUUUGAAACAACGUUGGGAUAGACUUAACAAUGAUUUAAUUAACCGAACGCAAGCCCUUGAAGAUCAAGCAAGAAAGUUGGUUGAUUUCAAUGAAAACAUUCGUGAUCUGCAGCAUAACGUCGAAAGGUGUGAAGAUAAACUAGGAUCACAUGAUGCCCUUGGUGGUGCAGCACGUGAUCCAAAAUUACUUGAUAGAAUAAAAGUUCUAAGGGACGACAUUGGAAAAUUAAAUAAACCUUUGCAAGCCUGCAGCACACAAGCAAAAGAUUUAAUACAUGAAGCUGCUGCAAACGGAAUCGAUGCAAAUCACCUUCAAGACGAUGUAGAUAAUUUACACGAUCGUAUUAAAGAAUUACAAGCUAAAGUUGACGAUCGAUGCUUAGAUCUUCAAUCAGCAGCUACUGCUGUCACUCAGUUCAAUGAUCAAGUAAAAGAUUUAACAGUAAAUCUUUCUGCCAUCGAAGCUGAAUUGGAUGGAAUGAAGCCCCCUGGUCGUGACUUUAAAACAGUAAGGGUACAAAUUGAUAAUGUUGGACAAGUUCUAAAAAAAAUUGACAAAGCUGCCACAAAAGUUGACAAUGCAGUUAAUGCAGGCGAACGACUUGUUGAUAGUGGAUUUGCUCCUGACACUGCUCAAACAAGACAGCAAGUAGACGGACUGAGAAAGCAAUUGGGUAAAUUAGAUGAAAGAGCACGUAACCGUGAACAGGAACUUGACAAUACUUUAAAGAAAUUAGAGAACUUCUAUCUUGCUCAAGCAAGUGUUUGUGAUGACAUUCAAGAUGCUUCUGAAGAGCUUAAGAAAAUGAAACCCGUAGGCUCUGAAGUUGAUACUAUUCGUGUUCAACAACAAGAUUUUAAAAAGUUUAGAGCAAAGAAAAUAGAACCUGUAGCUAAGAAACUUGAUAACUGCAAUAAAGUAGGACAAGGUCUUGUUCAGUCUGCUGCUCCGGGGGUAGAUACUGCCACCCUUGAAAAAGAUUUAGAGAAGAUGAACGAUAGAUGGAAUGAUCUCAAAGAAAAGAUUAACGACCGAGAAAGAAGACUUGAUGUUGGUUUACUACAAUCAGGUAAAUUUCAAGAAGCACUUGAUGGUUUGGAGAAAUGGUUGACGGAUACAGAAGAAUUAGUUGCAAAUCAGAAACCUCCGUCUGCUGAUUACAAAGUAGUAAAAGCACAACUCCAAGAACAGAAGUUUUUAAAGAAAAUGCUUUUGGACCGCCAAAAUUCUAUGUCAUCUUUAUUUAAUAUGGGUAAUGAAAUUGCUAAAGAAGCUGAUCCGAAAGAACGUAAAGCAAUUGAAAAGCAAUUAAAAGAUCUUAUGGGACGAUUUGAUGCUCUAACUCAGGGAGCUCAACAACGAACUCUUGAUUUAGAAAGAGCAAUGCAUGUUGCGAAACAAUUCCAAGAUAAAUUAUUGCCACUUCAAGAAUGGUUGGAUCGCAGUGAACGCAAAGUUAAAGAUAUGGAAAUGAUUCCCACAGAUGAAGAAAAAAUACAAAGUAGAAUUAGAGAGCAUGAUGCUUUACACAACGAAAUUCUUAAUAAAAAACAAGAUUUUACUGAGCUUACUGACAUUGCUUCCAAUUUAAUGUCUCUGGUUGGAGAUGAUGAAGCUUCUACCUUAGCAGAUAAAUUACAGGAAGUUACUGAUCGAUAUGGAACUCUGGUUGAAGCAAGUGAAAAUGUUGGUCAACUUUUAACUGCUUCACGUCAAGGGUUACGACACUUAGUUCUUACUUAUCAAGAUCUAGCAGUUUGGAUGGAUGAAAUGGAACAUCGACUUGGCAAAUACAAAGUAUUAGCGGUGCACACUGAUCGACUUUUGGAACAGAUGGACGAUUUAGCUAAUCUAACAGAAGACAUUUCUCAACGCCAACAAGACGUUGACAGUACUGUUGAUGCGGGAGUUGAAUUAAUGCGGCAUAUUUCUUCAGACGAAGCAUUGCAGCUUAAAGACAAGCUCGAUUCAUUACAACGUCGCUAUAAUGAACUCACAUCUCGUGGCUCAGAUCUUCUAAAACAUGCUCAAGAUCUCCUUCCUUUGGUGCAACAGUUUCAUGAUCAUCAUAAUAAAUUGGUUGAAUGGAUGCAAGGAGCUGAAGCAAUAUUGCAGUCGGCUGAACCUCACGAAAACGACAUUGCACGAUUAGAAUUGGAUCUGCAAGAACUUCGUCAAGUCCUAGAAGCUAUUAAUCUUUUAGGUCCGCAACUAUGUCAAGCUAGUCCUGGAGAGGGUGCAACUACAAUAGAAAGUCUUGUAACUAGAGACAAUAGACGAUUCGAUGCAAUUGCUGAACAAAUUCAAAGACGCGCUGAACGAAUUCAUUUAGGAAAACAACGAGCACUAGAAGUAACUGGAGAUAUAGACGAACUUUUGGAUUGGUUUAGAGAAGUAGAAAGUCAAAUUAGGGAUGCAGAAAAACCUUCCGCCGAGCCUGAUCUGAUACGUGUACAACUAAAAGAACACAAAGCUCUCAAUGAUGAUAUAUCCAGUCAGAAGGGCAGGGUACGAGAUGUACUAGCUACCGCUAGGAAAGUUCUUAGAGAAAGUCCUCCAAAUGAAGAUACUACAUUUAUUAGAGAAAAAAUGGAAGAUCUGCGUGAAGCUAUGGAUACUGUAUCUGCUUUAAGUUCAGAUAGGCUAGGCAUAUUGGAACAGGCUCUUCCACUAGCAGAACAUUUCCAAGAUACGCACGCUGGACUUUCCAAUUGGUUAUGUGAUAUGGAAGAACAAGUGUCCAUGCUUUCAAUGCCAGCCCUUCGCCCUAAUCUUAUUGCACAGCAGCAAGAUCGCAACGAAAUGUUCUUAAAUUCAAUAAAUGAACAUAAACCUCUUGUUGACAAGCUCAAUAAAACUGGUGAAGCUCUUAUAAAAAUUUGCAAUGAUGAUGAUGGUGCUAAAGUACAAGAAAUGUUAGACAGCUGCAAUGAACGUUACUCAGCUUUGAAAAUUGAAUUACGGGAACGUCAGCAGGCUUUGGAACAAGCUUUACAAGAAAGUUCACAAUUUACUGAUAAACUUGAAGGCAUGCUUCGCGCAUUAACAAACACCGCAGAACAAGUGCAAAAUCAGGAGCCCAUCUCAGCUCAUCCACCGAAAAUUCGCGAUCAAAUUGAUGAUAAUAAUGCUUUGGUUGGAGACCUUAGUAAAAGAAAGGAAGCCUAUGCAGCAGUAAAACGAGCUGCAAACGAUGUUAUCAACAAAGCUGGAAAUCUUUCAGAUCCUGCCGUUAAAGAUGUUAAACGAAAGCUUGAAAAAUUAAAGAGCCUUUGGGAUGAUGUUCAAAAAGCAACAACAGACCGUGGUAGAUCUUUAGAUGACGCACUGGAUGCAGCUCAGAAGUUCUGGAAAGAACUUCAUGCAGUUAUGGCAACUCUAAAAGAUCUUGAAGACUCAUUGAACAGUCAAGAGCCAGCAGCCGUUGAACCUAAAGCAAUACAACAACAACAAGUUGCUUUGCAAGAAAUUCGAAAUGAAAUAGAUCAAACCAAACCAGAAGUUGAUCAAGUCAGAACUUCCGGAAAGCAGCUAAUGAAAUUAUGUGGUGAACCAGAUAAACCAGAAGUUAAAAAACACAUUGAGGAUUUGGAUAAUGCUUGGGAUAACAUUACUGCUUUGUAUGCUAAAAGAGAAGAAAACCUCAUUGAUGCUAUGGAGAAAGCAAUGGAAUUCCAUGAAACAUUACAAAACCUACUGGAAUUCUUAAAUGAAGCUGAAAAUAAAUUCAAGAAGAUGGGUUCACUUGGUACAGAUAUUGAUGCAGUCAAGAGACAAAUUGAACAAUUAAAGAAAUUCAAAGCUGAAGUAGAUCCACAUAUGGUGAAAGUAGAAGCGCUAAACAGGAGUCUAACAAGGCAAGCACAAGAAUUAACAGAAAGAACAUCAGCAGAUAAAGCCGCGGUAAUUAAAGAGCCACUCACGACUGUUAACAAACGCUGGGAUGACUUGUUAAGAGGUAUUGUUGAACGUCAACGUUUAUUAGAGAAUGCUUUACUGCGUCUUGGUCAAUUCCAACACGCACUUAAUGAACUGUUAGUUUGGAUUAGUAAAACAGAUAAAACUCUUGAUGAACUUAAACCAGUUGCGGGAGAUCCUCAAAUUCUAGAAAUUGAAUUAGCAAAAUUAAAAGUGUUAGUAAAUGACGUGCAGGCUCAUCAAACGAGUGUAGAUACUCUUAAUGACGCUGGAAGACAAAUUAUUGAAAGUGGCAAAGGAACAGAUGAGGCUUCUGUUACACAAAGUAAACUUAAUACAUUGAAUUCUGCUUGGCGAUCGUUGCUUCAAAAAGCAGCAGAUAGGCAACGUGAACUUGAAGAUGCCCUCAAUGAAGCACAGCACUUCAACUCGGAAAUUCAAGAUCUUCUAUGUUGGUUAGGCGAUGUUGAUGGUAUUAUAACUGCCAGUAAGCCAGUGGGUGGUCUUCCUGAAACGGCUAGUGAACAAUUGGAGCGAUUUAUGGAAAUUUACAAUGAAAUUGAAGAAAAUAGGCCCAAAGUUGAAGCAGUAUUAGCUAGAGGUCAAGAAUACCUAAAGAAAGGUUCAAAUGCUGCUUCUAACUUGCAACACAAUCUUCGCACAUUAAAACAACGUUGGGAUUCUGUAACCUCGCGAGCUAACGACAAAAAGAUAAAACUUGAAAUUGCUCUCAAGGAAGCAACUGAAUUUCACGAUGCCCUUCAAGCAUUUGUUGAUUGGCUCACAAAUUCUGAAAAAGUUUUGUCUAAUCUGAAACCAGUGUCACGUGUCUUAGAUACAGUACAACAUCAAAUCGAAGAUCAUAAAAUUUUUCAAAAGGAUGUCAGUGCACAUAGAGAAACAAUGUUAAACUUAGAUAAGAAAGGAACACACUUAAAAUACUUCAGUCAAAAACAAGAUGUUAUUCUAAUCAAAAAUUUACUUAUUAGUGUUCAACACAGAUGGGAAAAGGUUGCAUCUAAAUCUGCAGAACGUACUCGAGCUCUUGAUUUAGGUUAUAAAGAAGCCAAAGAAUUUCACGACUCGUGGUUAGGCCUAAUGAACUGGCUAGAAGAAACCGAAUCAUCUUUAGAUGAAAUUAUUGAAGAUGUCACCAAUAAUCCCGAAAGGAUUAAGGUAUAUUUGAGUAAGCAUCAGGAAUUCCAAAGGGCUCUUUCCAAUAAGCAAGCUACUUACGAUAACACUAUGAAAAUCGGAAAGUCUCUUAAAGAUAAAGCACCAAAGAAUGAUGAACCCAUUCUAAAACAAAUGUUGUCAGAUUUAAAAGCAAAAUGGAAUUCAGUAUGCAAUAAAAGUGUGGACCGACAAAGAAAACUUGAGGAAGCGUUACUUUAUUCUGGACAAUUUAAAGAUGCCAUUGACGCUCUUCUUCAAUGGCUUAAAAAAGUGAAAGGAGAACUUUCUGAAGAUACUCCUGUUCAUGGGGAUCUAGAUACGGUUAACCAUCUAAUUGAUCAACACCGCCAACUCGAAAAAGAGCUAGAGAACCGUAAUAAGCAAAUUGAAUCUGUUGUUCGUAGUGGCCAAGAAUUGGUAUCCAAGGCAAACAGAUCCGAUGAAGCUGUUAUAAAAUCUCAAUUAAAUGAAUUAAAUACGUUGUGGGAAUCUGUGUCAAAUCUCACACGUCAUAAGUCAAGACGUCUUCAAGAAGCGCUUCAUGAAGCUGAACGAUUGCACAAGAAUGUUCAUAUGCUCCUAGAUUGGCUCUCUGAUGCUGAAAUGAAAUUGCGAUUUGCUGGUAAUGUUCCUGACGAAGAAAAUGCAGCUUAUGCUCAGUUAGAUGUCUUAGAAAAAAUAAGACAUGAACUUCAUGAAAAAGAACAAGAAAAGGAUUAUACAUUAGAACAAGCUCAUAGUGUGCUUGCAAAAGCUCAUCCUGAUGCUGUGAACGUGAUAAAACAUUGGAUAACCAUUAUACAGACCAGAUGGGAUGAAGUUUCACAAUGGGUAGCACAAAGAUAUCAAAAACUGUCAACUCACAUGCAGUCACUUCGUGACCUCGAUGAAUCGUUAGAAGAAUUAUUAGCUUGGUUGCAAGGGCUUGAAAACACGUUGUUGGCUUUAAAACGUGAGGAACUUCCAAUGAGCAUCCCUGCUACAGAACAACUGAUUGCAGAUCACAAAGAAUUCAUGGAAAAUACGCAAAGAAGACAACCUGAAGUUGAUAGAAUUUGCAAAGCCAAACAAAUUAAAGCAGGCCAUGGCAAAGAUAUAAGAAAAUUAUCAAAAAUUAAGCCAACUCGUGGAUCACAACAUGACAUUCGUGAAUCCUCACCUGAUAUUUACAGUUCACUUGGUCGUAAACAAAGCUUCAAAGGAUCAGCAAGUUUUCUUUCAUCCCGCAAAGGAAGCCGUACUAGUCCAGGCCGAGAACUUAGCCCAGAUCCCAACUUACCUCAUGUUGGACCGCGAUUCCCAGCUGCAGGAAGUUUUACUUAA
Messenger RNA from Agrilus planipennis (emerald ash borer), 13214 nucleotides. RefSeq names its product dystonin. Gene Ontology annotation, molecular function: protein binding; structural molecule activity. The record is from RefSeq and is a predicted model, not a curated record. Gene Ontology annotation, cellular component: cytoplasm; intermediate filament; cytoskeleton. The transcript is spliced from 25 exons. Lineage: Eukaryota; Metazoa; Arthropoda; Insecta; Coleoptera; Buprestidae. Bases 1056 to 13214 code for a protein of 4052 amino acids. Gene Ontology annotation, biological process: wound healing; intermediate filament cytoskeleton organization.